Molecule: messenger RNA, 1983 nt
Organism: Portunus trituberculatus (swimming crab)
Lineage: Eukaryota; Metazoa; Arthropoda; Malacostraca; Decapoda; Portunidae
Gene: WDR79
Product: telomerase Cajal body protein 1-like
Exons: 11
Coding region: 162-1835 (557 amino acids)
Biological process (GO): Cajal body organization
Cellular component (GO): Cajal body
Molecular function (GO): RNA binding; protein binding
Source: RefSeq, a predicted model, not a curated record
AGGAAACUGUUGAAAAGUCGUAACCAAACUCGAGGUAUCAACAAAACACGAAAGAAAACAACAAAAUAUAAAACAUAAAUACAGAGAAAAUAAGAAAAACUGAAGCACCACGACUGAAUGACUUAAAGGAGGGGUCACUAAGGAAAAGAGGUACAGUCACCAUGGAGGAAGUCAUUCAAAACAAUAAGCGCUUUAAACAUGAGACCAGUGAGAUGAGGAAAGGUACCGGCGUGGGGGCUCUCCUGGGGAAUAUCCGUGGUGCAGGGAAGCCUAGGAUCAUCCAGGAGGAGGGGUGUGAGGUGAUGGUGAUAAGUGACGACAGCAAUCCAGACACAACCAACAACACAGCCAGCAACAUGACCAGUCACACAGCAAACCACAAUGGAUCCAUUGCUGCCGUCUUGUCUCCUGAAAGCCUGGCUAAGUUUGGAGUGGUGGCAGAGAUUCACACUUUACAAAAUGGAACAAGUGCCCUUCAGACCAAAGAAUUCGUAGUUGACAAAAUGGACAUUCAUAAUCCAAGCGAAAGAACGUUAAAGAGAAUUGAUAAAGAGCAAUGCAAUAGUGUGAGUAGAAGUGUGUGUGAGGAGAUAGUGAUAUCAGAUGCGACAGAAAAGGAUGAUUCAAGGGAACCCAUCGAAGACCAAGAUGAAACACCUGUACUGCCUCCUAAGUACAAGUUUGCUAAUCCACUCAUGGCUCUGAAUUACAUGGCAGAAUUCAAGACACUUCAUGAUAAUUUCACCAAGGGAUGUAAAUGGUCCCCCGAUGGGUCAUGUCUGCUGGUGACGGCCAACGACUCCAAGAUCCGCCUGUUCAACCUUCCCACGCCGGUGGUUCAUGGACAGUUUCAGUGUGAGUCAUGGUUUGCAGAGGAGGCUGAGAAGUAUACCAAGCCUGCAGUGAUUGUCAGGGAGAAGGAGAUAGUGUAUGAUUACUGCUGGUACCCACUCAUGCGCUCCGACCUGCCAUCCUCUUGCUGUUUUGCCACCACAUGCAAAGACCAUCCAAUCCACUUAUGGGAUGCUUGGGAUGGCAGCCUGAUAUGCAGCUAUAACCCUUACAACCACCUUGAUGAAAUGGUGGCAGCGUACAGUGUAGAAUUCAAUGUGGAUGGCUCAAGACUGGUAACGGGUUUCAACAAGUGCCUCCGAGCCUUCUACACCCAGCGGCCAGGCAGAGUCUUUGACCAGAUAGAAGCAAAGAAUCAACCGGGGAUAAUCUCCUGCAUGAGUUUCAACCCUCAGCUGCCUUCUGUCUUUGCUGCCGGGAGUUACCUUGGCUCUAUUGGCCUUUAUAACCUGGAGAGAAACAACUUGUUCUGCCGAAUGGAAGGCAACAUUGGUGGCGUGACACAAGUCAAGUUUUCCUCAUGUGGCACCAAGCUUUUCUCUGGCUCUCGCAAGAAUAAUGAGAUCCUGUGCUGGGACAUCAGGAACCCCGGAAAGCUUCUGUGUGGCUAUGGCAGGGAAGUCUCAACAAGCCAGAGGAUAUACUUUGACUUGGAGCAACACUACAGCAGGUUCCUUGUUUCUGGUGACACGAGAGGGUGUGUGUUGCAUUGGGACCUGGAAGACGACCAAGAGGCUGAUGCAAGUGUCACCAAGGAACCAACAUCAAUAUUCACAGCACACAAGGACUGUACCAAUGGAGUGAGCAUCCACCCCUACUGUCCACUCCUUGCCACCAGUUCAGGACAGCGUCACUUCCCAGAGCCAGUGCCAGAGUGUGACUUGGACUCCUGCUCAGAAAGUGAAGAGCCAGAGGUUUUGUUCACCAGGAGCAGAGUGCUUCCAGAGAAUACUGUUAAAUUGUGGUGGCUUGGAGAGUCUUAAGUUUUAUUUUUUUAUUUUUUGCAUUAAUAAAAAUGUUUUGUAUCACUUGUACUUAUUGAAUACGUAUGACACUUGUCACACAAAUUGUCAUUGUGUAGGAGAGGACACUAUGUGCUUGGAAAACCAAAACAUCCUUGCCGGCAAGUGA